CUCGGCGCCAAGGUGGUCCCAGCUCAGCGGUGCUCGUGCCCCUGUCCAGGCGUCCCCCCCCGUUCUGUCCACCAAAGCUUCCAUCAAGCCCCAUGUCCAGCUCGAGGUGCCAUCCUGUCUGCGGGUUCCUUCUCUAAAUCGUCUCCUCCUGCUCCUCCUCCUGCUCCUCCUCCUCCUUGUCCUCCUCCUCCCUCUCCCUCUCCCUCUCCUCUUCUCCACCCUCACCGUCCGUCCACUUCCGCUGCCACCUCACGCAACGCUCGUCCAGCGUGAAACCGUGGGUGUGUGCGUGAGCGCCGACGUGUGACUGUGUAUACCAGCAGCGCUCCGAUCCGUCACUCCCAGCUGCGUGUGCGCCGGUCCGCUCGUUCCGUUCAUUCUCCCCGCCGUCGUUCCUUUUCCCAGAGCAAAGUCUCGGGCACCCGAAGCCUUGGAACAAAGCAGAGCAGAGCUUCAAGACUCGCCGUCGACCGUCCUUCGCGCAUCACCGCCUUUUCUCGCUCGGCAUCAGGUCCGGCUCGCUUUCUACCCUCCUUUGACAGGGCCCGACGCAGUACAGUCUAGUAUCACUAAACCCAGCCUGCGGGUCUGAGACAACCCUCGUUCACUCCCGACAAUAAACACGCGCCGCGCACGAUAGCGCACCCAUACAUUCGUUUCUCCCUCGACUUGGGAUACCCUUGGCAUUCCUGCCGCGUUCUGCGUCAAGUCCCCUCACUCUCCUGAGCGGCUGACGUUAUAUCCCCGCCCGCGCUUGACGAAAGUGUACUUGACGUUUCCUCCCGCCGCCUGGUCAAGAUGCCGCACCACCAACAUCGCCAUCUGCAUGACAGGCGUGACAUCGGAGACGAAUUCGACCGCUGGAUGGACAAGAUGAACCCCUUCAAGGACAAUGGCGGCGGCGGCGGCAACAACAACAAUGGUAAGGUCCAGAGAGACGACGGCGACGACGGAACGCUUGUUCGCACCGUUUACAAGACCAUGGAGCCGACCUUCAAGGGUCCCGUCGCCGGAUACUCCACCAUUGGCCAACAGGCCAAGGACACGCCUACCCAAAGGCCGCCACCGCCGCCUCCCAGCUCUGCUCCAACACCAAAGCCGGAGCCCAAGACAACUCCCACUGAGGAAAACAAGACGCAGCCGCCGACGACAACACCACAGGAGCACACCAAGUCAACGCCAAUGCCCUCGGUAAUACCCAACACCAGUCUGUCCUCGGUCGACUCUGUAAUUGCAAAGGCCACUGUUGACCCUUCGUCUACGCGCGCCACCCGUCUUGGCGAUGGCCAACCAUCAUCCACUCUUGGCGUGCCCUCACCGAGCUCUACCGCCGACUCGUCAAAGGGUGACCAAGGACCGAGCACCGGGGCCAAGGCCGGCAUCGCUUUUGGUGUACUCGGCGGCCUCCUUGUGGUCGGUCUGCUCGUCUUCUUCCUGUUCAACCGCCGCCGCAAGGCUGCCACCGAGCGCGAGCAGCUGGACGAUGACGAGAAGCAUCACUUUGGCGCCGCUCCCGCCCCUAGCCCGACCCCCUUCGAGCCCGCUUCUGCGUCUCAGGCUGACCCCAAGGCCCCGCGAAUCAGCCUGCGUCCCGUCACUCAAUUCCUUCCCAACUGGAACGGCCUUGAUAACAAGCGCUCCAGCAAGGGGGCGGGCAUGAUGCUCGGCGGGGCUGCCGCCGGUGCCGCUGCUGGCGCGUCGGCGCGAGCUGUCGGCGGCAGCGCCUGGGAGCGCCCUGGCACUAGCCAAAGCACCAACCCUGCCAACCCAUUCGGCAACCAGGCCGAGCGAGUCCCGAGCCCGAUCAAGGAGGAGAGAAGCCAUGGUCGUGCCAGCCCGUCUCCCGUCAACGGGUCCGUCAACGGCUCUGGCCCCACCACCCCCCGAUCCGUUUCGCCGCCGAGCCCCGUGGACCCACUAACCGCGAAUGGACCUGUUAUCGCCGCCGCCGCCGCUGGCACUGCUGUGGGCGCGGGUGCAGCAGCCGGCCUGGCUCGCAAGACAUCGAUGCGCAAUGGCGGCCCGAAGAAUAUCGAUCUGACGUUGCCUCACCAUCCUGGCACGAUACCCCCGAGUCCUGCCGGUACUGAGUUCAGUGUUUCUUCGGUGGCGCCCGGCACUGCUGCCCCGGCUUCCAGUGGUGCCGCCGCCAUCGCAGCGGCGGGUGGUCCUCAGAAUUCCGCCGUGCACCGAGUCCAGCUUGAUUUCCAACCCACACUGGAGGACGAGAUGGGCCUCAAGGCUGGUGAGCUGGUCCGUCUGCUCCACGAGUACGACGACGGUUGGGCCCUUGUCAUUCGCCUGGAUCGAUCGCAGCAAGGCGUGGUGCCUCGAACCUGCCUGUCCACCCGUCCGGUCAAGCCUCGCCCUCCUCCAGGGGCCGCCCGUCCUGGCCCCCCCGUGAACCCCAACGGCCGGCCUCGAGGACCAAGCGUCAGCAACGGACAGCGCUCGAUGGCUCCGCAGGGCAUGCCUCACGGUGGCCGACCCGGCCGCCCCGAAUCUCCGUCUCAUCCGCGCAUGGGGCCUCCCGGCCCUGGCCCUCGCCCGGCCUCGCCGGCUGGGUAUGGCGGUCGACCCCAGUCGCCCAUGGGUACGGGCCGCCCGAUGAGCCCCGGCCCGCGAGCGCAGUCCCCGGGACCGAGGCAAGGUCCCUCUGGUACGCCACAAAGCCCCAACAGCUCAGCUCGGCGGGUGAGCCCGCUCGGGCCCAGUCCGAUGAACCCUCAGUCUUCGCCCCAGGAGCCUAUGUCUCCAGGAUCUUCCUCUGGGCCACCUGCGGGCCCCGUUGGCAGGAAGCCGGUCCCUGGCCAGGCAUAUUGAAUGGGCAGUCGCCCUCCUUGAGCAUCUGCCCCCGGGCGGCCGACUUUACAAAUAAGCCGGCGUGACCUGCAGCAAAAAAAGAUUGGCGUUUGGAGACGUGGUGCGGCAUGGAUACCGCACGACGCGAUUUUGUGCUUAUGAUCCUAGACGAUCGAAGGAACGCAUUUUGAGCAUUUCAACCUUCUCUACGCUCUUUCACCGCCCUUUUUAUUUUGGAACCGUGCUUCGGGGAACCUCCGUUUGAAGGGCUUCCGGGGCCGGUGCAAUUUCCAUGUUGAUAUAUAUCCUUUUCACAUACGGUCGUCGGCAGGCUUUCUCGGUCCAUGGCACCUCUUCACCGACGCUACGAAGUAUGGACGAAAGGACAGGAUGCUUGUCGCGUGCCACGAAGAUGCAAGCUGGAAUGCCGGAACGCCAUACUCGUAAUGUCCGAAUGUCUAUUUGUUCUUCCCCGCCCUGCGUCCCGUAGCCGGAAACGAACAUUGGGGUGUCUUCAGGGUCCAGCGUGUAUAACGCAGUGAGUGCUGGACGGGGGUUGGUGGUGGAUGGCCAUGUGGUAGCUGGGGCAUGAUGGUCGAGGGGAGGACGUCACGCUUGUCCAGAUAGGAAUGAUGAGACGUUGCUGCAAUCAUGUCGGCCUCUUCAUAUCACCGUGAUUGUCGAAGGCUUGAAUGAUGUCGUCCGCGUUUUGUGUCCCAUGUCGGGCCGGGUCGCGCCCAGGUCGAUGCUCCUCUUCCCGUAGCGAGUAUGUCGUUCUGGCUCUGGCUCUGGUUCUAUCUGGGUCAACGGGCCCAGGGAUGCGAGAGAUAUCCGAAAAGGAACAUGAACAUGGACGUUUAUUGGAUCGCCGUGGUUCCAUUACUACCUAUAUACUGGCUAUAGCCCUAUG
Molecule: messenger RNA, 3712 nt
Organism: Purpureocillium takamizusanense
Lineage: Eukaryota; Fungi; Ascomycota; Sordariomycetes; Hypocreales; Ophiocordycipitaceae
Exons: 3
Coding region: 799-2823 (674 amino acids)
Molecular function (GO): protein binding
Source: RefSeq, a predicted model, not a curated record